AUGCACAUAUUGGCGGGAACAUCUGUCUCGAACGCCGCUGCCAAAUCUGUGCUGUAUCGUAAACACUCGUCCGCUGAUCUGAGAUCUGCUGACCCUGAGCGCCCGCUGAAGGACGACUCGUCCUUGUGCUCCGUUAUCGCUUACAGAUAUGCAAACCCAGGGCUUUUGUGUUUAGCCAUCAGCUCUGAGCCUCGUUCAUUAUUUUCUGUCCUGCUGAUCCUGAAAAUCUCUGACUUAAACAAAGAGAGAGUGAAGGAGCCUCCUCUGAUUUACUACAGACCGCAACAGGAGUGUGUGGCCACCGAGGAAAACCCGCAGGUGUUCUUCUGCUGCUGCGAAGGCAACUUCUGCAACGAGAGGUUCACGCACCUGCCUGACGUCAGCGGACCAGUGAUCGAGCCUCCUCCGCCGGCGCCGGUGCUCCUGAACCUGCUGGUUUGCUCUCUGCUGCCCGUCACGAUGCUCUCGAUGGCGCUGCUGCUGUGCUUCUGGAUGUACCGGCACCGCAAGCCUCCUUACGGACACGUGGACAUCAACGAGGAUCCGGGUGCGUCUCCUCCCUCGCCGCUGCUGGGUCUGAAGCCUCUUCAGCUGCUGGAGGUUAAAGCUCGAGGACGCUACGGCUGCGUCUGGAAAGCUCAGAUGAUGAAUGAUUAUGUAGCCGUGAAGAUCUUCCCCGUUCAGGACAAGCAGUCGUGGCAGAACGAGCGCGACAUGUUCUCCACGCCGGGCAUGAAGCACGAGAACCUGCUGCGCUUCAUCGCCGCCGAGAAACGCGGAAGCAACCUGGAGACGGAGUUCUGGCUCAUCACCGAGUUUCAUGAGCGGGGCUCGCUGACGGACUAUCUGAAGGGGAGCGUGCUGAGCUGGACGGAUCUGUGUCACAUCGCGGAGACGAUGGCCUGCGGUCUGGCGUAUCUUCACGAGGACGUGCCUCGCUGUAAAGGAGAAGGUCCUAAACCGGCCAUCGCUCACAGAGACUUCAAGAGCAAGAACGUGAUGCUGAAGGCAGAUCUGUCGGCGGUGCUGGGGGACUUGGGGCUGGCGGUGCGCUUCGAGCCGGGGAAGCCUCCGGGAGACACACACGGUCAGGUCGGGACGUGGCGCUACAUGGCUCCGGAGGUGCUGGAGGGGGCCAUUAACUUCCAGCGGGACGCCUUCCUGCGGAUAGACAUGUACGCCGUGGGGCUGGUGCUGUGGGAGCUGGUGUCGCGCUGCAAAGCUGCAGACGGUCCUGUAGACGAGUACAUGCUGCCGUUUGAGGAGGAGAUCGGCCAGCAUCCGUCUCUGGAGGAUCUUCAGGAUCUGGUGGUUCAUAAGAAGAUGAGGCCUGCGUUUAAAGACUGCUGGCUCAAGCAUUCAGGUCUGGCGCAGUUGUGCGAGACGAUCGAGGAGUGCUGGGAUCACGACGCGGAGGCGCGGUUAUCAGCCGGCUGCGUGGAGGAGCGAAUCUCUCAGAUCCGCCGCCUGGCGAGCGUCACUACCUCAGACUGCCUGCUUUCCACCGUCACCUCGCUCACCAACGUGGACCUGCCUCCCAAAGAGUCCAGCAUCUGACCCUCGUCUUUCCAAACUCAGAGAAUCUCAAACCACAUCGAAGCAGCUGCUAUUUUAUCCUAGCGUUUUUUUUUACUUUAUUAUUAUUAUUGUUGUUGUUAUUAUUGUUAUUGUUAUUUUUCUGAUCGGAUCAGUAACUACCAGCACACUUCUCUACUGUAUUUUUAUCAUCAGAGCAAACGCAGAAGAUUUUUAAACAUGCAUUCAGGUGCCGACAAAUGAAUGCUGACCGGUGCACGUACCUCGACGUUUUCAGUUCUGCCGAUUCCGUUGAUUUUUCUCGCUCAUCUUCUUCUGGUUUUUCCGUUCGGAUCGACGAGCAACCAGUUCAUCUGAAGAUUCAACAGUGCUGCAAACCCCGCGAGGAUCAUGAUGACUGUUACAUGCGCAACCCGACCUCCUCGCCGGGAUUUCGCGUUCUUAAUUCUCUUUUUCCGACAGUGUGCUAUUCGAAAAUUACGGAAAACGUGUCUUUUACGGAACUAACGGGUGUUGAGGAACACGACGGAAAAGACAUCUGGACUAAUUCCUUUCUUUCUUUCUUUUGUUUCGGUUUUAUUUCGUGGUUGGCUUUUAUCGAGUGGAUAUGGCUGGAAACUCUUGCAUGUGGAAAUAUGGGAGGUUUGGUACGGAAAUCUUUCUCAGGUAUCCAGUGUCAAGGGGUCCAUGACUGCCUUUCCCACGUCAUUAUAGGACAGAGAGAAAUAUAACAGUGCCCUGAUGAAUUUAACACUAAACAUGCAAGACCGUGUGUGUGAGUGAGUGAGUGUGUGUGUGUUUGGUGCUGAGAGUUUGUUGAAAAUAGAAAAAAAGACCAUAAAAAGUUUGGCCCGUAUGAACGUAAGUGUUGGUUUUUCCUGUCUAGUUUCUCUUGUAAUAAUGCAACAUGUGUUUUGGACUCAGAAGGGUGAAAUUCUGGGUCAAAACACCUCGAAAUCAAAGGAAAAAAAUAAGAAAUGAUAUUUGUCGUAAAUAAAAUGAAGGCUUUUUAGGAGCAUUAAGAUUUUUUUUUUUUUAAUUGUGG
Sinocyclocheilus rhinocerous is the source of this 2581-nucleotide messenger RNA. RefSeq names its product activin receptor type-2B-like. The record is from RefSeq and is a predicted model, not a curated record. Gene Ontology annotation, molecular function: activin binding; activin receptor activity; ATP binding. Gene Ontology annotation, cellular component: plasma membrane; activin receptor complex. Bases 1 to 1557 code for a protein of 518 amino acids. The transcript has 9 exons. Gene Ontology annotation, biological process: activin receptor signaling pathway; cellular response to growth factor stimulus; protein phosphorylation. NCBI's taxonomy places the organism in Eukaryota, Metazoa, Chordata, Actinopteri, Cypriniformes, Cyprinidae.